GUCGUUUUGUGAGAUCCUUGGAUUUUUUUUUUAUGUGUUUCGUGAUUUUUUUUAAACAUCAUCCACACGAUUCGGAUUUUUACAUCGACCCAGUUGCCAGGAUCGUAUAAAUAACCUGUUUCAACGCUGUAAGCAAAGACGAGGUGCAUGCGUCGUCACGUUACAGUAGCACUGAUGUCAACACAUGGCACAGCAGACGUGCAGAUAGCCACCAUUAAUCUUAACUCGGGUCGCAGCGAACUGCGCGCCGGAGAAGGGGAGAGAAGAGCGUCGCCAGCAGUCGUGUGAUUGAGUGGCGGGCUGGUCCUAUUGUUGGGAGAGGGGCAUUGUGUGGGGGGCGCGUGACGAUCAGCCCCUCGCGCAGGGAACUGUGACACUUGAUUUGACAGGGAUAUAUUUCGUGUGACUUAUGCUUUGACACGUGACGUUGUUGGAUCGCCUUUGUCGACAGGUAGUUCAGGAAAUAAGGAAUAUAUACAGAUACGUCUUGUUGGAUAUAAACACUGGUUGGAAAGGGGAAAAAAAAAGAGAAAAAAACUUGGACUGGAUUGUCUACCUUAAAAUUACCUCCCUUAGAUUAUCUCCCCUGACUUCCCCACGUUGGAGUAACCUGCCCUUGAGUUUGACAGACGACGGCAGCAGACGUGAGUGACAGAUUGUUUUCCAGCGCGGGAUUUAAAGCAGCCGUCAGGGAGGAUGGCAACUGACCAUCAGAGAAUUGUCGUGUUGGCCGCUGACUUGAGCGAUCACUCGGAGAAAGCCUUUAACUGGUAUGUCCAUAACUUCCACAAACCCGAGAACAAGGUGGUCAUUGUCCACACACCAGAGUACAGCAUCGGGCAAUCAGACAUGAGUCCGAGCAAGAUUGAAGAGUCCAUCCAGGAAGCAAACGCCAAGACCGAGAUGAUAAAGUCCAAGUUUGUUGAGAAGAUGAGUGAAUUAGGGAUGAACGGGGAGUUUGUUGCCCUGGAUGACAAGGAUCCCGGACACGGCAUAUGCAAAUUUGCUGAACGAGUCAACGCUACGUUUAUUGUCACAGGCACCAGAGGUCUGGGUAAAUUCCGUCGCACAAUGCUGGGCAGUGUCAGUGACUACAUCCUCCACCACUCCCAUGUCCCUGUCCUCAUCUGUAGGCUCAAGUACCUGGAGGACAAAUACUGACCAGGCUGGUCCAACAGGCUGCAGGACCUUCAGAGGGACUGCUGGACACUAGAUGAUGCCUUCACAUUAACAACUUUCCAAAUGUUAUAAUGUCAUGUUUGACUUGUAUGUAGCCC
Molecule: messenger RNA, 1277 nt
Organism: Physella acuta
Lineage: Eukaryota; Metazoa; Mollusca; Gastropoda; Physidae
Source: RefSeq, a predicted model, not a curated record